This is a messenger RNA of Lodderomyces parapsilosis, 2151 nucleotides long. Its product is annotated as metal cation transporter. The record is from RefSeq and is a predicted model, not a curated record. Bases 1 to 2151 code for a protein of 716 amino acids. The transcript has a single exon. Gene Ontology annotation, cellular component: membrane; Golgi apparatus. Gene Ontology annotation, molecular function: zinc ion transmembrane transporter activity. Lineage: Eukaryota; Fungi; Ascomycota; Pichiomycetes; Serinales; Debaryomycetaceae. Gene Ontology annotation, biological process: transmembrane transport; zinc ion transport; intracellular zinc ion homeostasis.
AUGGAACAAACAGAAGUACCGUACAACCUCAAUCUGCCAUACUCAAAACUCACACCAACACUCAACCUAGCUUCAUCGCUAUCAUCGACUACGUCAUCAAUAGCUCUGCUUUUAACUACAUCGCUACCGCUAUUGAUUGCUUAUCCUAUAGUAUUGAUAUCACAAGGCUUGAUCCUAACAACGACAGCAACAACAGCAACAACAACAAUAGCAGCCAGUAAAUCUAUCGAAGAUGGUAUUGUUAAUGCACCUCUGCUAUCGCUGCAGGUUGCUGCGGCAUUGGCAUCAAGUCUGGCUAUAUUAUUGUUGAUCUUCAUUGCUCAAUGGAUGAAGAUUGUUCCACAUGACAAUGAGACCAUCUCGAAGGAAACAGAGUCGAGGACUAAUACGGUGACGAUUUACUUGUCAAUCAUAUUUGCACUACUAUCCACCAUUUUCCUCCCCUUUGAUCGAUGCAGUAUGAUUAUAUUUGGUCUUUACUUAAAUUCGUUCAAUAUCUAUACUCCAAUAAUGUUGUUUCUAGACCUAUUAGUAUUGCACACGAGCUCACCCAACAACUCAGAUCAAGAAGAGUCCAAAAUUUUGAUUGUGUUGGGGUAUGCAUUGAUUGGCGUCGCGUGUACAAUGUUGCGGAAAGCCAAUAGUAUCAAAAUCGGUCUAAACCGAAAAGUGGUUAUAUUGACAACUGUUGCGGGUGGGAUAAUUUGGUUGUGGUUGAGCAAGGUAGUUAGUUUUAGUAUGAUGACAGUCAAUUUGAUUACAGUUGUUAUUAGUCUUGUUACGUUUCAAGAGUUUCCUACUUACACUGGUACCAACAACAAUGAGGAUGCACUACAAGUGCAAGUUUUGUUCUUUAUGGGAUUGAGUUUGGUUGGUAGUGUGUUGAAGUAUCUUGUGUUUCAACAAUUUAAGUUUUGGUCUUGUUUAGGUGAGAUGGUGUUGACGGUGUUGAUUAUACCUGGGUUAAAAACAAGUCAGCGAUACAAACUGCUUCGAAAUGGGACCAACGACAACAUCAAUGUGACAACCACUGCUACAUCAUCAUCAUCAUCUUCUUCUUCUUCUUCUUCUUCUUCGUCAAUUUUAUCACAAGUGGUGAAACAUCAAGAUACCAGAGCAAUAUUCAAUUUCUUACUCCUCAAUGCCAGUUUCAUGAUUAUCCAAUUUCUUUAUUCAUUCAGAUCGAAAUCAUUAGGUCUUUUAUCGGACUCAUUACACAUGUUACUAGAUUGUUUAUCGUUAGCAUUGGGUCUCGUUGCUGGUGUUUUAUCGAAACGCGAUAUUGAUAAUGCUCUGAAUUUCCCAUUAGGUUGGUUCCAUUUGGAAAAUUUGGCGGGUUUUACCAAUGCUACGUUGUUGAUAGGUAUUAGUGGAUCCAUCAUGUUUGAAGCUGUGGGGAGAUUGAUCAACCCUGUGAAUUUACAACGGACUAAUGAGUUGAUUGUGGUUUCGGUAUUGGGGUUGUUGGUUAAUCUUGUUGGUGUUUUUGCUUUCAAUCAUGGGCACGGGCAUAGUCACGGACAUAGUCAUGGACAUAGUCAUAGCCAUGCGAGUCCACAACAUGCCGCACUGCAUCUGCAUCUGCAUCUGCAUACUCACUCAUCUACUAUUCACUCCACAAAUGGAAACGAUGCCGUUAAUGACAACAUGAGAGGUAUUUUCCUUCACAUACUAGCUGAUGCACUCGGAUCAGUAGGAGUAGUAAUCUCCACCGUCUUGACCAAAUGGUUCCACUGGCAAGGAUUCGACCCCAUUGCGUCAUUCAUUAUCGCCCUCUUAAUUCUCGCAUCGGCUAUCCCAUUGAUCAAAUCCACGUCAUCUAGCUUAUUGCUAAAAAUACAACCACAUCAAGAAUCAAUAAUACGACACACAUUGCAUGAAGUUUCCCACAUCAAGGGAGUUAAAUCAAUCACAACACCGAGGUUUUGGCCUAGUGGUGGUGCCAAAAUCAAUGGAUAUGUACAUGUACAGAUCUACCGGGGUGAGAAUAGUUGGUAUAUCAAGAAACAAAUUGAACGAUUAUUUCAUGACGAUGGUAGUGGUAAUAGUGGUGGUAGUGGUGGUAGUGGUGGUAAUGGGUUGUUUAGUGAUGAUGUAAUGAUUCAAGUUGAGAAUGAUUAUGAUGAUUGUUGGUGUCGAAAGACAAAGUAG